GAAAUGGUAAACAGGGCUGUACAAUUAUUCCCAUGCUAACUUCAGAGCCCGCGCUAAUGCGCUACUGCCAUCUAGAGGAAAUCGUUUUUGUCAAUAUUGAGUCAUCACGUUUUCUUAGUUGCUUACCGUGCAUUACCUAGAUAAGAAUUGCGAUUCUUAAAACAACUGAGCUGAACAAGUUAUUAGCAAUUUGUCUAGUAUAGUUUUGUUAGUAACUUUUCACACAGUCUGGCAACAAACUGCAGGAAUAGCAGUACUGUGGAAUAAUGAAUAGGCCUUCUAUAAUCUUACACAGUAAUAUGUAGUCUAUUACUGUUAAGACUGACAAAAUGUAAAACAAAUAAAAAAAUCUGUUGCCCUUUCAUAUGAAAAUGUAUAUAGUGUAAACUGUUAUAUCAGCAACUUGUUCAAUCCAAUAUUCCCCUACCCAAAGCAUGAUACAAAUGGUUAUAGAGCACUUUUAUAUUGUAUGACAGAAUACUGCAAAGGUGUUUGAAUUUUGUUUCUGAUAUUUCUUGUAGGAGUGUUUACGUGACCUUGAUUUGAGGAGGAUGGUCUCUUUGUCCAUGGACGGACCCAACGUCAAUUGGCGUUUUCUUGAGAUGCUGCGGACGGAGCAUGCUGAGCAUUUUGGGGGUGCCCAGUUGGUUGUAGUGGGAAGUUGUGGGCUACACACUCUACAUAAUGCUGUCAAAUGUGGAUUCACUGAGUGGCAUAUGGAGAAGUUCUUAAGAGCUCUUCAUACUAUUUUUCACAAUGUGCCAGCAAGAAGGGAGGAUUUUUGCAAUCUUACAAAGUCCAAAACCUUUGCUUUGCCUUUCUGUGGUCACCGCUGGAUCGAGAACCUCCCAGUAGUGCAGAGAGCCAUUGAGAUCUGGCCUGACAUGAAGAAAUAUGUUGAUGCUGUUACAACCAAGAAGCUCCCAAACCCUGGAACGUCUUCUUAUGACACCAUCGAGGUGGCAACCAAAGACCCUCUUAUUUUGGCAAAGCUGCAUUUUUUCAUGGCAGUUUCACGAAGUGUGACACCCUUCUUGACAAAGUAUCAAACGGAUGAACCUGUGCUUCCAUUCUUUGCCAAUGACUUGGCUGAAUUACUGAAGAAUUUGCUGAGGCGAUUCAUCAAGCGAGAGCUACUGACUGAUGUCACACCUCAGCACUUGGUACGGCUUGAUGUCACUGACAAGCAGUCGAGGGUGCAUCCAAAGGCAGUGGACAUCGGCAUUGGUGCAGAGACUGCCAUAAAGGAACUCCAACAGCGGAGUAAAUCCUCAGAGGAACUUUCCAUCCUACAUUUUCAAAACCAAUGCAUGGAGUGUCUAUCCAAAAUGGUCCAGAAGAUUCAGGAGAGGAGCCCUUUGAAGUUUCCGAUUGUUAGACAAUUAACUUGUCUGAACCCAGCCUUUAUGUACAGCAACCCUGAACUGUGUCAGAAACAGAUGAAGAGCAUGGUCAGGAAGUUUCUACAAGACAGACAGUUGGAUGGAGGAGUUGCUGCUGGUGAUCUGAUCACCCAGAAGUUCUCAGAGAUGCUGUCCCUGGAGGUCCGAACUGAAGAAUUUCAGUCCUUCCAGCCAUUCAAGAAAAGACUGGAUGUCUUUCUAAGCAACAUCAUCAGUGAGACCUACCCACAACUUUGGUCCUUUAUCCAGAAGCUUCUACUUCUAUCACACGGGCAGGCAACAGUUGAGCGGGGCUUUUCGGUGAACAAAGAAAUUGAAACUGCUAACAUUCACGAAGACACCGUUGUAGCGCAGAGAAUCGUCUGUGACUACAUCUCUCUCCAUGGAGGGGUUACCAAGGUCCCCCUCACGCCAGCCCUGCUUUCCUCGGUCUCAUCUUCCAGAGCAAGAUAUAGAAUUCAUCUUGAGACGGAGAGAAAAAAGAGAGAAUCUCAAGCAGAGUCAGAAAAACGAAAGGCCAUUGAGGAGAACCUGGAGCAACUGAGAAAGCACAGAAGAUCCAUCAAGGAGGUAGCCGAACAUCUGCUCAGGGAUGCUGAUAAGUUGGCAGACCAGGCUGAAGCCAAGCAAGCAGGCAGCAAGAUGGCGGAGCUAAUAGCAAAAUCGAAUGCCUUUAGAAGGAGCCACAAGGAAAAGAUGGCUGAACUCAUUAAACUGGACGAACAGAUUGCUGCCAAAAGAGCUGAGCUCCAAAAGCUGUAGGAUCUAUUGAAAUGCACACAGGCACACCCACAGACGAAUGCAGGCACACGCACACACAAACACACACACACACACACACGUACACCCCUCACAGUUAUUGUUUUAAAUUAUUCUGUCUUAGGACUUAAAUACAGUGUAGAUUGCAACAACCGCACACAGGCACACCCACAGACGAAUGCAGGCACACGCACACACAAACACACACACACGUACACCCCUCACAGUUAUUGUUUUAAAUGGUUCUUAAAUUAAUGACUUAAAUACAGUGUAGACAGGCUGUAGGUUACUUUGGGAAAAAACAUCCAUACAAAGGCGCACCCACAGACGUGUGCAUGUGCAUACAUGCACUCCUCACACAGUUAUUGUGUUUAAAUAUGGUGAAUGUUAUGUUGAAGCAGAUCUUUGAAAGCUGUUGUCCUCAGAGCAUAUUGUUCAUUAAAGUUAUUUAUUUGAU
Messenger RNA from Eleginops maclovinus (Patagonian blennie), 2619 nucleotides. RefSeq lists its product as uncharacterized. The coding region runs from base 552 to 2165 and encodes 537 amino acids. The transcript has 4 exons. The record is from RefSeq and is a predicted model, not a curated record. NCBI's taxonomy places the organism in Eukaryota, Metazoa, Chordata, Actinopteri, Perciformes, Eleginopidae.